Messenger RNA from Blepharisma stoltei, 2868 nucleotides. NCBI's taxonomy places the organism in Eukaryota, Ciliophora, Heterotrichea, Heterotrichida, Blepharismidae. The record is from the annotation of a GenBank genome assembly.
AUGGAAAAAGAAAGAAGGCUUUGAUGGGAAGAAGAAGUGAAUGAAAAUUACAGGAUUUUAAAAAAGGUUAAUUACUCACGAUUAGUUCUUAUAUCAAUUUGCUGGGUAUUUUAUAUAACUGGGACAAUCUGGCUUUCUUGUGAUUGAAGUGGCUAUAUAAUAUUUUGUGCGAAAAUUUCAUUUGCACAGCUUGUGGUAUGCAUUAUUAUGGAGUUCUUACUUCUCUGCUUCAGAAAAAAAUGUAGGAAUUUAUUUAAAAAAAAAUAGGAUUAAUAAUCAUUUAUAAUUGGGAUAGUUUUGCUUUGAUCUCAUUUAUUUGAAUUAUUAUUUCAAAAUCACCCAUAAAAUCAUCAUAAAAAAAGAUUUCUAAAAUUGAAAAAGGAAUUUAGAAAAUAAAGGAGCAUUUGCCAAAUCAUUUUUCGCGAUUUUGCUAUCAGAAUUUUCUUGCUCUAUGUGGUGAGUAUUUGGAAGGGAAGCUUUUAAGUCUUCUGAGUUGCUGUUCUCAAAUGUUUCUCUAGCUUAUACAAAUAUAUGUGAAUGGCCUUUUAUUCUAAGUCCUUUCUUUAGAAUUGUAAUUCUUUGCAAACACGUAUUUAUGUGACACUAUCACAACUAUUAUAAGUGGGGCUUCGAUUUAAGAAUAGAGGAAACAAUGUCGCACUAUUUAUCAAUUUUACUUGUUGUGAUGUGUGAUUUAUAUAUCCGAAAUAUAAAGGCGACUUCAUUUGAAAGGUUCUUAUCUCGUAAAAACCUCGAGAGGGCAGAAAAAAGGUUUAGUGUUAUUUUUAACUUAUUUCCUGAUGGAAUAUUAAUUCUGUCUGGAGCACACUCAAUUUUGUAUAUAAAUGCAGUUAUGACAAGAUUUUUAGGCUGCAGCAAAGAUAGAGUAGUUCAAACCUUAUCAACAAUUGAAUAUUGUCAAGGCAAAAAGUACUCACAUUUAUCAAAUUCAAACAAGCUUAUAGACGAUUUAAUAUUAGUUCCUAGCUUAGAAGUAAAUCAAGAAGUAGUCCUCGGAUUAAGCAAAAUCCAAAAUUCAAAUCUAGAAUUCCGGGCACAAAAGGUUCUAUGGGAUGACCAUGAUGCGAUUUUGCUAACUGUCAGAGACGCUAACCAUAUAAUCAAUCUAGAGCAGUCAAUUUCAGGAUAAUUAAAAUAUGGCGUCUCAACUUGGCUUGGCCUCUCGGCCAAGCAGUAUCGAGCCCUAUUUUAAUUAUAUCCGGCAAGAUUUUGCUAGCGAAGAAAUGGACAGUUAUGCUAGAUAACUAGCCCUAGUCUAUUUUCCGAGUUAGAUUUUACCUCGAGGGAAGGGAGACUUGGAGUUGGAAAAGGGGGAAGCCCAGCAAAGCCUUUCUAGGCCAUUCGGGCAACUCUCUAGCGAUAAGCCAGGAGUUUCGCCCUGGGCUACAAGUUUUACCCUUUUGCCGAAAAUCGGCCAGAAAUUCCAUUUUUUGAAAUUUCGAGACAGGCAACCUUCGUUGGCGUACGGCAUGGUGACCCAAACUUUCCGACUACGGAGUGUAUGUGCAGGCCCAUAUCCGUAGGAGCGAGACUUUGAAGGCCGUGAAACGGUUGUUGGCGAGCAGGCGAGUGGAGCAUUAUGGAAGGGAAUAAGGGCUUUCGGGCCCCGACAGGGAGCUUUUCGAUAAUCUUAAUUAACAUUAGAAGUCAAUUUCAGACAAUAAGCUUAAAAAUGUCCUUUUAAGGUCAGUUUCUCAUGAAUUAAGGACACCAAUAAACGCAAUUACUUCUCUAUCUGAAGCUCUUAUGAGUGAGCCAGAAAUUGUGCAAAAUAAGAAAUUUAAAGAAAAUUUAAAUAUUGUCUCAGUUUCUUCAAAACUUUUGCUUUCUUUAGUAAACGAUUUACUAGAUUAUUCAAGGAUUUUAGCUGGAGCUUUUUCUGUACAGAAAACUAAUUGCUUAAUUCGAGCUAUUGUACAGGAUGCGGUGCAGUUACUGAAAACUCAAGCAGAAAAGAAAGGACUGAUUAUUUUUUCAAGAAUUGAUCCUCAGAUGCCUGCGUAUAUUUAUACAGACUCUUUAAGACUUAGCCAAGUUAUUUUGAACCUUUUGAGUAACGCCUUAAAAUUUACACUUAAAGGGCAUAUUGAGAUCUGCUGCUUAUUAGUUACAAAAGGGGUAAUAAAAAUUAUUAUUAGUGACACAGGAAUUGGCAUAGAGGAAUCUAAUUUGCCAAAUUUAUUCAAAGAGUUUAAUACCCAUACCAAUCAGACCAUCAAUCCAACUGGAUGUGGCUUGGGGCUGUUUAUUUCAAAUAUUAUCGUCAAAGAGCUUGGCCCAAAGCCAAUUGAGGUCAGUUCUACUCUUGGUGAGGGCUCUUCGUUUAGUUUUUUUAUAAAUAUUCAUGAAGAUGAGCUCGCACAAUCCUAUUAUGAAGAGCUUCAUAAUAAUAUAACCUCUGAAAAUAUUUCUCAAAUCGUUCCAAAAGAUUUCUCUAAAUUGAUAGAAAAAGAAUAUCCACAAGUGCUAAUAGUUGAUGAUAAUGAUUUUAAUAGAAUUGCAAUUGGUUCUUUAUUAUUACAUUGCGGUAUUUUAUAUAAUGAGUCGUAUACUGGAAAAGAAGCAGUCAAAAAAAUUCAGGAAAGCUGUAGAAUUAUGAAACCAUAUAAAUUGGUGAUAAUGGAUGGGAGCAUGCCUGAGCUAAAUGGAUGAGAAGCAACAAAAAUGAUCCAUCAGCUAUAUUUUGAUGGAAAACUCAGCAGUCUGCCAAUAAUAAUUGGGUACACAGCAUUUAGUUCUGAAGAAGAGCUAAAUUUAUGUAUUGAGUCUGGAAUGAAGGAAUGCUUGAUUAAACCUUGCAGCAAAGAAGUUUUAAUCAGUAAGGUGUUGCACUAUUUAUCAUUAUAA